Molecule: messenger RNA, 663 nt
Organism: Protopolystoma xenopodis
Lineage: Eukaryota; Metazoa; Platyhelminthes; Monogenea; Polystomatidea; Polystomatidae
Source: the annotation of a GenBank genome assembly
AUGCAUUCUUUACCAUCUUUUCGACAAGGGCUUCGUUGUUAUGUCACGACAGAUAAUGUGCGAAAACAUUAUAAACUGGUUAUUGUUGGGGGAGGUGCAGGCGGCUGCUCGGUAUCAGCGAAAAUGUCUGGCUUUAUUUCAAAGGAUGAACUGCUAGUAAUUGAACCAUCAGAUACGCACUACUACCAGCCUCUAUGGACCCUAGUUGGAGCUGGAAUCAAUUCCUUAAAAGAUUCGAUGCGACCCACUCAUGAGACUCUCUCUCCUGGUGUUAAAUGGCUAAAAAGUGCACUCGCCAAACUUAUUCCUGAGGAAAACAGAAUUUUGACGACCACAGGCGAUGAGAUUACUUAUGACUACCUCAUUCUUUCACUUGGACUUGACAUACGAUUUGAUAUGAUUAAGGGUGCUCCUGAAGCUUUGCUGAAAGAUCCUCGCGUCUGCUCCAAUUAUUCUAAAGAUUAUGUAGAGAAGACGGCUUCUGCAAUUAAAGCAUUUCAAUCAGGCCAUGCAUUAUUUACAUUUCCCUCUGGACCAAUAAAGUGUGCCGGAGCUCCUCAGAAGAUAAUGUACCUGUUUGAAGACAAACUGUCCCGGAUUAUAAAAAACUUUUGGCCAGUCGGAGUACUCUGGUUUGUCUGCAUGAUCCUCUCUAAUGGAUGA